Molecule: messenger RNA, 2167 nt
Organism: Anolis sagrei ordinatus
Lineage: Eukaryota; Metazoa; Chordata; Lepidosauria; Squamata; Anolidae
Gene: ATG4A
Product: autophagy related 4A cysteine peptidase
Molecular function (GO): protein-phosphatidylethanolamide deconjugating activity
Source: RefSeq, a predicted model, not a curated record
GCGGAAGCAGAGCCUGCCGUCGUGUUGUUUUCUGCGGGGAGAAGGAGGAAGAGGAGGAGACGGCGGAGAGGGAGAGGAUGGUGGCUGUGACGGCCGCCUCAGGGGAGGAUGGAGUGCGCAGAGUAUCUAGAAGAGCUUCCUGAAACAGAUGAACCUGCUUGGAUCUUGGGAAGGCAACACCAACUUAAAACUGAAAAAUCCAAGCUUCUUUUGGACAUAAGCUCUCGCCUUUGGUUUACCUACAGAAGAAAGUUUUCACCAAUCGGUGGCACAGGCCCAUCCUCAGAUGCAGGCUGGGGCUGCAUGCUGCGAUGUGGACAGAUGAUGCUAGCACAGGCUCUGAUCUGCCGGCACCUGGGAAGGGAUUGGCAUUGGGAGGAACAUAAAAAGCAACCUGAAGAAUAUCACAGGAUCUUGCGUUGUUUCUUAGACAGAAAAGAUUGCUGUUACUCCAUCCACCAAAUGGCACAGAUGGGUGUUGGUGAAGGGAAGUCUAUUGGAGAAUGGUUUGGACCAAAUACGGUUGCCCAGGUGCUCAAGAAAUUGGCACUCUUUGAUGAAUGGAACUCUCUAGCCGUUUAUGUGUCUAUGGACAACACUGUGGUGAUUGAAGAUAUCAAGAAGAUGUGCCGGUUCCCCACCCAGAACUGCCCCCCGGGUGCCCACUGCAGCCCUCUCUCGCACCGGAGUCUGCUGAGCCGGAACAGGAGCCCUGGCGGGUUCUGCUGUGGUUGGAAGCCUCUGCUGCUGAUUAUACCUCUUCGCUUGGGGAUAAACCACAUCAACCCAGUCUAUGUGGACGCGUUUAAGGAGUGUUUUAAGAUGCCGCAGUCUUUGGGAGCUUUAGGAGGAAAACCAAACAAUGCCUACUAUUUUAUAGGAUUUCUAGGAAAUGAGCUGAUCUACCUGGACCCUCAUACCACUCAGCUUUUUGUAGAUUUUGAGGAAAAUGGCACUGUCGACGACCGAAGCUUUCACUGCCAGCAAGCGCCUCAUCGGAUGAAGAUUAUGAAUCUCGAUCCCUCUGUAGCAUUAGGAUUCUUUUGUAAAGAAGAAACAGACUUUGAUAACUGGUGUAGCCUUGUGCAAAAGGAGAUACAUAAACAGCAGAGUCUGCGAAUGUUUGAGCUGGUUCAGAAGCACCCACCACACUGGCCUCCUUUUGUACCGCCUACGAAGCCAGAAGUGACAACUACCGGUGCAGAGCUUAUUGAAUCCACCGAUAAACUGUUUGAGUUGGAAGAAGAGUUUGAGAUCCUGAGCGUAUGAAGGGCACCUCCGCUGACCUUUUGGCACGCAACCCGUGUCGUGUGUAGCAUUUUGCCAGUGACUGAGACCACACAUAGCCUUUCCAGCCCCCAAGUGCCUGCAUACGAACAGUGACGACACAGCACAAGACCUGAACAGUACCUCGAAGGGGGGAGAACCCUUCGGGAAGCGAAAAAAUCCUGGCUCCGGCUUGUGCAUUUCCCCCCCAGAAAUAUAUAUAUUUUUUUCCGAAGUAAAUGAGACUUUUUGGGGGGAGAUGAAAGCAAAAAAAAAAAAAAAAAGAUAUUGAAGUAAAGACUCUACUGAGAAUCGCCUCAAAGGCAUCGACCUUUGGACGGUUGUUAUUCCUCGAUGUAGUAUAUAAUGCAAUAGUUCUGCUCACGCUGAAAACAUGUUGUCGAGGCGAAGAAGCGUGUGGCCUCUGGUCCCUUUGCGUGGGCAGUUCCCUAGGAAUAAAUGUCUUUGUCUCGUCUUAAAAGCUCAGUUAGAUCAGGCAAAAAAUUAAUAAUAAUGGUUUUGUAAAAGGUUUUCACAUUUGUGCGGCCACCACACUUCCGGAACCAAGAAGCCCAGCCGUUUCUAUGAAAGGAACUCCUUUAAUGAUGCAACGUUGCCUCCUGUUUCUAGGAGAUACGCAAAUGAAUGGGGGACAUGGAGGACUGCCCCCGAAUUUCCCCAUCUUUUUCUUCCACCUCUGGGAAAAGAAGGCGCAUCACACAAUAAGCCUGAAACAGGAUGCCUCACUCUUUCUCAUGACAUCGUUCACCCUGCCCUUAAUAGUUCCAAUCAUUAUUAAAACUCACUUUGGUUUUGCUUCUAAGUUAAAAAAAAGAGAAAAAAUACUUUUGUUAUAAUUGUAUAUUAUUUAUUUUAAAUUAAACAUUUACAGUUUUCUCCC